Trichosurus vulpecula (common brushtail) is the source of this 354-nucleotide messenger RNA. Its product is annotated as 40S ribosomal protein S28-like. The coding region runs from base 1 to 354 and encodes 117 amino acids. Gene Ontology annotation, molecular function: structural constituent of ribosome. Gene Ontology annotation, biological process: maturation of SSU-rRNA; ribosomal small subunit assembly; translation. The transcript has 2 exons. Gene Ontology annotation, cellular component: ribosome; cytosolic small ribosomal subunit. Lineage: Eukaryota; Metazoa; Chordata; Mammalia; Diprotodontia; Phalangeridae. The record is from RefSeq and is a predicted model, not a curated record.
AUGAGGAUUCCGAAGGAUGUAGUAGAAGAGGUGAACAGAACUGGAGCUGGACAUGGGAAGGGUGGGGUGGAGGUAGAUGAGGAUGAAAGAACAGGAAAAGGAGGAAGUGCGGUCUCUCCCCUUUCUCCUGUUGCCGCUGCCAUCACGGACACCCGCCGCGUGCAGUCAAUCAAGCUGGCUCGGGUCACCAAGGUUCUGGGCAGGACCGGUUCUCAGGGCCAGUGCACCCAGGUGCGCGUGGAGUUCAUGGUCAACACGAGCCGGUCCAUCAUCCGCAACGGGAAAGGCCCCGUGCGGGAGACGGACGUGCUCACCCUGCUGGAGUCGGAACGUGAGGCCCAAAGGCUGCGGUGA